Sebastes umbrosus (honeycomb rockfish) is the source of this 3022-nucleotide messenger RNA. It is a transcript of the gene tnfrsf9a, whose product is annotated as tumor necrosis factor receptor superfamily, member 9a. Gene Ontology annotation, cellular component: external side of plasma membrane. The record is from RefSeq and is a predicted model, not a curated record. Gene Ontology annotation, biological process: regulation of cell population proliferation. Lineage: Eukaryota; Metazoa; Chordata; Actinopteri; Perciformes; Sebastidae. Gene Ontology annotation, molecular function: cytokine binding; signaling receptor activity. The transcript has 7 exons. The coding region runs from base 302 to 1171 and encodes 289 amino acids.
CCCCUGGGUAUGACUAGCAUGCUCAGCUGGCUGUGGGUUCAUUCGUGUUUUGAGUGUACUGAGGUCACAGCACAGUAAUUUUUCCAAUCCAUGACAUUACAGCAGAGUGGCUUUAAAUUAAGAAGCCUUUCCAUGUAUUUUAGAUUAAAGUUACAGACUUAAAGAAACAAAACAAACUAAGUGCCUUUUAAAAAAAAAAAAACUAGGUACCUGGGAUAUAUUUCUUGGAUUGGAUUACCUCACGUCUUCCCUGAGGUGGCUGUGUCAUCCUUACCCACAAGGCUGGAAAGCUGACAACAGAAUGGCUGGGAUCUUAUUGCCGAUGGUUCUCUCUCUGCUCAUGCAGGGCUGUUUGUGCAGUGUUGGAGAGACUGACAGAGGCUGCAUGAAAUGGACAUCAAAAGGAGAAGAUGUUUGCUGUGAAGCCUGUCAUCCUGGACACCGUGUGGUUACAAAAUGUGGCCGAAACCCGAAAGAACUUUGUACUCCUUGUAAGAAUGGUACAUUUUUAGAGGACCCUAAAGAUUCCAGGUGUUACCCGUGUACACAGUGUGUAGGUGCUCAAGUGUAUGUGAAACAGUGCACAACCUCAACUGACACACAGUGUGGCUGUAAAGAAGGAUUCACCUGUGGUAAUGACCGCUGCACCUUCUGCGUUAAAAAGUGUGACAAAGGUCAAGAACCCGCAGAGAAACGUUCAUGCAGGACGUGUCCAGAUGGACGCUUCAAUGACCAGAUUCACCAGAUGUGUAAACCCUGGAGUACCAAGUGUCCCAAUCCAGCUCAACAUAUUGUGGCCAAUGGAGAUGCAUUUACUGACAUUAAGUGUGCUGAUGCCUCACCUGUCCCAGUGAUCAAGCCAGAGAAACCUGAUCCCACAGAGCCGGCAUCGCCAUUCGCCUUAUUUGCGGUCAUCAGUAUAGUAGUGCUGAUGGCCUUUGGCAUCGGCAUCAUCAUCAUCAUCACCAAGAAAGUCUCCCAGAAAAGAAAGGACGAAGAAGAAGGACAAAAGCCAACCACAAAGACACUGAUAAUCAGACCCCCUACAGAUGAUGAUGAUCCAAGGACUUUACAAGCAAUUGAAUGCAGCUUCCACGAGGCCCAGCAAGAGCAGGGCAGCAGCUCAGAGUCGCUUGACUCCAAGGACUCCUCAGACCGGCUCAUUGCAUGAAUGGGACCGGGUCAGACCGCCACUCUGAAGGUUGUGUUUUUGCUGAAUUUGGUGAAAGGAAACAGGAUAUCCUCAAAAGAACGGGGCCCUUCUUUGUAAUACUGAGCCACAGGUUUGAAGGGGCCGUCUCGUUUACCCAGCUGUCUUUUAUUUAUUUUCCUUUUACCAGAAUAACCAAAGCUACUGUGAACAUUUGAAGGUCAGGUUAUCGCUCUACCAUGACACCAGGAUACAAGUACAGUGAUCUUUUGAUAAUACAAUAAAUAUAUACUCAGGGGAGGAAGGGGAAUUCUGGGAGGGGAAAAAACAAAGUGGACUUACAAGUCAUCUAUUCAUCAUGUUAAUUGUAGUAGACAGUGAGGGUGUGUUUUUCCCUUUCAGUUACGUUUGAAAGAUAACAUAGUCGUAAAAUAGCUGUGAAAGGUUUUGAAUAAUGGGAAUGAGUUUGGCAGCUGAUAAUGGUAAAACAGCAUACCUUAUAAAGUCACCGGACCAGUCGAUUAUGAAGUAUAAUACUGUAGCAUUUGAAUGAGUGUGCGUGAGUUUCGCUACUCUGGUAUUUGCAUGUGUGAGCGGUAAAGCUGCUGAGUGUUGCUCUGUGUGAAUGUACAGUGUAGGUGGGUGUAAAAGUCUGACAGCAGACAGGUUUUAGUCACGCCUGAGGUUUAACAAACAUGUGCCUCCUAAAAUAGGUGUUUUGUUUGAGAUAGGCUCCAGUAGCCAACCUAGUUACCUACAGUUUACUGCUGAAUAUGUAAAUUAUCUAACCCUGGUUAUGCUGCAGCAGCCAAACUAGAAGAAUGCCACGUCUAUCAGGGUUUUCUGUGGUGAAACAUUUAUGAUAUAUCAGAGGAUAGCUUGUUGCUUUUUGUCUGUUUUUGGUUUAUUACCAGUAUUUAAAUAUGUCUAUAGAAACACAGAAGAUGAUAGCUUUAGCGUACUAUUGUAGGUCAAACAAAGCAAUCGCGUUGAAGAUAUAAUAAAGCCUCCUCCAGCCUACUUAACAUUACCUGGAACUAUUUGGACUUUCCUACUUCAUUGGUGACAAAAAGUCCAGUGAAGGGAGUUUCCCUUUUUGUCGUUAGGCAAUCCUAUAAUAUGUUAUGGGGGAUCUACAGUACAGUACACAGUUUGCAUAUCUACAGUAUCUUAUGUUUUUUUUUUUAUAUGAGGUAGAGAUUUGGUUACAACACUUCCUGAACAAGCUUAGGCAUGCCCCUUGAGCAAGUGUUGGGCAACAAUAUUUACCCUGAUUAAAUGUCAGAUGUGAAAUGUGUGAAUUCCCAAUAGAUGCGUCAUGUGGGAAAUCCUCGGGAGAUACAUGUAAAAUAUAAAGUAUACAUGGUAUCAAAAUGAAGCUCAAGGGUCAUGUGGAAACCCCCCCCCCAGUCAGUGCUGUACUUCUCAUUGCUUUUGCUUAUCCUUCUUGCACAAUGGAGUGGGCAGCUAGAUCAGACCAAGUGGAACUUUUUUUUCAUAAACGCGUGUCUUUUCUGAACUAUAGCAGGCGUAUAUCUUUAUCUGAAAUGGAACAUUUGAGAAGUGUGCUAUGUGGGCUGAGGGUUAAAACGUUAGUCCACAACUUGAGUAUAGUGAUGUCUGCUGACAGACCGCAAAGUUCACAUGCGCUGCCUUGACAACCACAGUACAGUCUAAUGUACGUCAUACAGUAACAAGAGCUGUAGCACUUUAUCUGUCAACUGUUAUCUGAUUAAUGUCACGCACUUCUGCUAUGUUUGGUAUGUGAAUUUGUAUCUUUCUGCCUUAUCAUAUUUUUUUUUACAAGACUUGUUUUUAUAUGUCGUCAGAAACGUCCAUUACACUGCAGUGUGCAGUCUGUUGUAUAUUUUU